Messenger RNA from Neopelma chrysocephalum (saffron-crested tyrant-manakin), 6921 nucleotides. RefSeq names its product lysophosphatidic acid receptor 3-like. Gene Ontology annotation, cellular component: membrane. Gene Ontology annotation, molecular function: G protein-coupled receptor activity. The coding region runs from base 5097 to 6065 and encodes 322 amino acids. The record is from RefSeq and is a predicted model, not a curated record. Lineage: Eukaryota; Metazoa; Chordata; Aves; Passeriformes; Pipridae. Gene Ontology annotation, biological process: G protein-coupled receptor signaling pathway. The transcript has 6 exons.
ACUGAGAGAGCUGUGGGCAGGGAAGGGGAGAAUAGAUCAUUAAACCUUCUUUUUUCCCCUGGGAAUUGCGGUGUUGCGAACCCGCGGUUUUGAGCUGUGUGGGUGCAUUAAAGCUUGCAGGAAACACGGUGACAGGGGCCACUGCCAGAGGUCACCCACAGAUGACUCCUGCCAGCCUUGGAAAUCAGGGGCACUUCCUCCCUGUGUGAGCCAAAUGCUUUGUUCACCUCAAGAACCUGGUCACCCCAGUCCUCCUGACGCACGCGGCCCCAUCCUUGUCCCCCACGUCACGGUGACACAAGGCCUGUGUGCACCAGAGAGUGGCCUGACCUCGAGCUGAGCUCAUCCCAGAGGGACACGGCAGAACAGGGAGUUCCAGGCACUGAAUGUCACCAAGUGCCUUAAUCGAUAUUCUGAUCAAUAAAUACCCAAAGAACACCAGGUCUUACACUGCACUUAUUGUUAUUAUUCUUCUUUCUUAAUCAACUGAAAAUGCAGCUUUUCAUCCCAGAGUGCACCAGCAUCCCAACUUUGCCAGCCCUCAAACGGAUUUGGGAUGCAACCAUCAAUGUGUGUGCAGUCCACACCACUAGAACUGGAAAGGGAAGAAGUUACAGCAUCUCUUUUUGUGUUGUUCACGGGGCUUUUGGGUAUCUUUUGAAGGUGAAUGGCCCUGAGGAAGCCCCAGAGUGAGAGCUGACGUCAAUGUCCGCAUGGUUAUGUAAAUUUUAUGUUCCUCAAAGUUAAAAGUAUGUGAGCAGAAAUAUAGAAAAUUAGAGGAAUCAUGUUCUAUCAGGCAACGAUCUGUUGGAGCAGCAGAGCAUGGACUGUGGGAGAUUGUCUCCUCAUGGCUGAGCCCUGCUCUGUGAUAAAGCAAAAGGUUAAAAUGUGCUGGGGUUCAUUCCAUUCCUCUUAAAGAAAAUUAUUUUCAGUGACACCUGGAGCUUGCUCUAACCCCACCUGAAAGCUGCUGGAUGGAUGGAUAUUCCUGCUCUCUGAAUGGUCCUGGAGUGAAUCCACUGUUAAUAAAACCUCUCUUAAAUAUUGGGAAUGUUCCUGCUGGAAUUUGCAGACCUUUGGCCUCUCUUCUGCCCAACAGCAGCACCAGAUCCCUGGACUCUCAAAGGAAUCAAACCAGCCACCUGAGGUGCAUCAGUGCAGCUGAUAAAGGAAUAUACUGAGACCUGUAUAAGUCAGUGGAUGAGAGGCUGGACAGAGCCUUGAGAGGGUUUCUCUUCCAGGUGAGAUGCUUCUCUGUCCACGCAGGGUUGGGUGGGAGAAGAGCAGGAUGCCCGACCCGGAGCUUCUCCCUGAAGGGGUGGAUGGAGCGAAGCGAUGCUGUGCCAGCAGAUCUGAGCAUGCAGAGUCAUCCAGCGAGGGCUGAAUCAAAACACCAGGAGCCAAGAAAGUGCUUUUUGCCUUCCCCAAGAGCUGCAGCUCCCAGGGCAAGGCUGUGCAAUCAGCAGAAGGGUCGCACGGGCUCGGGACCUGCAAUAACACCGGCACAGCUGACUCACGAGCAGCUCUUUUAUUCAUAAAAAAAAUAGCUAUAAAUAACCCCCCAACAAUGAAGAGCUGCUGGGGAGUGUUUUUCCAUCCUGCUCUAGGCAGUUAGAGCCUGCACAGAGGAUGAUUUGCCUAGCACAUGGUGAUAAGAUAAAUAGUUGCUGCAGUGACAAGAACAAUAAGGGAAUUAGUGGCAUUUUUUCGCUUCCGAGCAGCGCGGUCCCGGCGGAGCUCCGGGAGCAAGUUCCCUCACCACUGAACAGGAAAUCUGGGAUUUCACAGCUCUUGGUGAAUCACAGUCAUUAGGCCUUCAUCUUCCACGAGGAACGUGGGCUGGCUCUGAUCCUCCCCGAGUCUGCUCCGCUGGGAACAAGCACAAGGUCGUUUCCAUGGAAUACUCAGGAGCAGGGAUAAGAUGUUUCCUGGCUUCUUCACGUCUUAAGUUAUCAGUGGAAGGCUUUGCCUGCCAUACACCUGGUUUUAGGUCCCGUGAUGGCCACUGAGAGAGUGAGCAGGUGGAUAUUCUGGUCACUCUGAAGGUCAUGGCAGUGAACCCUGGAUCCAUGGAGUGACUCUGCCUCCAUGCUCAGCUGAGCUGGGUGGCACUGGCCAUUUUUUGGCUCAGGUAAGGUCUUGUCUGUUGUGAAAGUGCAGAGCUGGAGUGUCAGGAACGAGGAGGAAUUGACUGUGAGUUCAGGGAGAAUGUGACAGGGAAGAAACCAGGACAGUGGAUUCCCUCAUCCUCCCAGUGCCUGGUUUUUCCUGUGUGUAUAAUGUGUGUCCAUGGCCUUGCAGGUGACACCAAACCACCUGCAGCUCCCCUUCUGCUCCCUGUGCUGUGGGAUUCUUGUUUUCAUCAUGUGGAUGCAGCUUUUUCUCCUGUAGUUUCAGACAUAACUUGGUUCCUCAAAGUGCUCUCAGCACAAAGGUUGCUCUGCAUCACACCAAGAUAAGGGUGUCUGUUGUCCAAGGGUUACUGAGCAGAGCUGGGACUCGGCUCCUGGACCAAAUUUCCUGUUUUAAGAUUAACUUGGGAAUGUCCCAGCUGGGGCCUGUUGUCCUGAGCCCUUGAGAAUCCCUGAGAGCUGCAGUUGUGGGCAGUUCUGAGACUGUGAACUCAGGGGAGUGAAGGUGCAUUUUCCACAACAGCCACUUGAACCAUCAUUAAAACUUCCACCUGAAGCUUCUCAUGUCUCUUCUCCAUCUCUUCAAUGUGUUCAGUGGUUAUUUUCUUCUCCACAGGCACAAUCAUCAGGUAAUUAUUAUUGAUCUUGGAGAUUCUCUACAAAAUAAGGCCAUUUCUUAACACAUGACGUAUCAAAAUAACACCAUUCUGAUAAAGAAAUGUAAAACCAAUCACAGAACUAAAAGAAAAACAAUUCUAGAACUAAAAAACAUUGUAGAAGGCGAGGUCUAGAUAAUUAUAAAUCAAAGGCUGCCAACAGCAUGGUACAGCCAGUGUUUGAGGUGUCAGCCCGAGAUACUGGAGAUUAGAUUGGGUUCUCUGAACUUCUGAGGGAUCUUAAACAAAUAAUGUGAUUGCUCUUUUCCCGUUUAUGGGAUGUAGAUAACAGUCUUUCCUUGCAGACGUAGAGUGAGGUAAAUACAAGGAAAAUCACACAGUUCCUGGAAUAUGGGAGGAGAAAAAUGCCCUUGAACCGAGGCUGUGAUGUGCAGAGGUUUGGAUGUGUAGCAGCUCCGUCUCUGAGUUUUCAACUCAAAGUAGUUUUCAUCUGGUUUUGAGAGCUCCAGCUGCAUCCCAGAGGGUUGGAAUGCACAAACCUGGGGGUUUCUGUAUGUUAAAGCCCACUAAAAAAAGCAGUUUCCACACUAAUAUUGUCUCCCUUAAUCUAGCAACAUUAUGCUAAUUUUUAUGUAAUUCUAUUAGGGAAAUAAGAUUACAAAGCUUUUGUGAAGAGCUGUUUAUACUACUUGAUAUUAUUUUAAUUACAUUCCGAUCUCAUUUCGUUUAGUGCUCAGUGCUCGAAUGCCAAAUUUUCAAAUUAGAGCAAUGUCAAGUAGCAUUUUCAGGAAUAUCUGCAGCAUUUCAGAUUAUUGAAAGGAUUUGCUGACUCGAGGUGUUGGCACUGAUGAGGUGACAGAAAUAGUGGAGCCCUUGUUCAGCAGCAACCUCACACCAGAGGUGUGGCUGACAGGGAGGGUUCCAGGAUGCACAAAGGAUGGUUUAUCUGGGACACUGGGAGAAGGAUAUUUUAUAGGAUCUUAAGGCAUCCACAGGCUUGAUCCAUCAUUUUGCAGCCCUUUAUUUCUAUACAAUCAUCCUUUGCAUUUCUAUGUGACCACCUAAAAUACUUAAAGUAUUUCUAGUACAUAAUUAUUGUGUACUAAUUGCACACCAACCUGAAUACACUUUCAUACAUUUCAAUAGGAAAAAAGAAGCCCUAGAAUUUUCCUUUUCGAGCUCCACAUUUUAGCCUGAAUUUCUGAUGUUGUAAAUUUGGCAGAGCUAUCAGAGCUCACGGAUUUCCUGCUCUAGAGCUGGAAUUGCUGCUGCAAUGAUCAGAUGUCAGUGCUGAAUGUGGAAAGCCCAUGAACUCAGCUGAGCUGCUUGGCAGCAUCACAGUAUAAAAUUGUUACUAAUGGAAAUUAAUUUUUUGCUAGGAUAACAGUGAGAAAUGAAUUAAAUCAGAAUAAAUUCGGACAUAACAUGGCUUUACCUGGGUAAUUGUACUGCUCACCUGAACUGCUCUGCUGGUUAAAAUCUCCCUGUUCCCACUGAACCUUGUAUUUUGUUCCAGCAGUGCCCUCUGCUGAGAGCACGGAAUGUGUGUCCCAAAGGCUUUUUUCUCCAAGGCUCAAAUAUUUUAAAUCCAGUUCUCAAAAAUCAUUUGCCUUUACAAAGAUAGAGAAAGAAAAGAUAUAAUGAUAUUGGUGUUGGUUUAUUAAUGUGCAAGUCACACGUUAAAUAAACACAAAAUAUCCUAUAAUGAGCAUGAGGAGUGAUGUCUGCUGUUGUUUAGCUACAUUCUCAUCCAGGAAUUAAGGUGGAAAAAAGGCAUUUUCCUAACUGUUUAGGCAGGAGCUGGGGGCCAGGUUGGUGACACAACACUGAUGUUCUUAUUUCAGCUCCAUCAGCCACACACUCUCCCCUCCAAACCCACAAAAUUCUGCUCUCCGUUUCCCGGCUCUCUAAUCCUUUAUCAUCUACUUUAUUGGUGAGUUAAAGCUGAAUUCACAUUAAUUCCAUUUUAGACUAUCCUUAGAGAAUUUUAAACUACUGCUGUGAUCAUUCAUCCUCUCAAGAUCUGGCCAGAUUUCGCUGCUGGCAGAGGUUGUUUUCAGCAGCUCAUCCGUGUAGCAACAAAUAUGUUUUCCAGUUUGGGCUGUCCUAGCAACUAAACGGCAAUUGACGAUGCCCUGAGGUGGUAACCCAAAUAUUUAACACCACACGUGGUUAAAGUUUAAUCCACUGUCAUGAUGAUGAUGAUGUGGCAACAGAAGCUGCACGUCAGGACCCAUUCCCCACCUGCAGAACAAGGUGGCAGCAGCUCUCGUGUGGUGUGGUCUCUCACGGAGUAUGGGAUGAGUAAAGCCGACCUGGUUGAGGGCUGAAAGAAGGAUUUUCCACCAUGAAUGGAUUCCCAAACUGCUCUGCUAACUACACGAACAUCUGGAGUCAUUCUUUGGUGCUUGCCCUGGGCAUCCCCCAGCUGACCAUCAACGUGGCGUCCGUGCUCUUCAACUGCACCGUCAUCCUCACCCGCCUGGCCACCAAGGACCUGCACAAGCCCAUCUCCAUCCUCUUCUGCAAUUUGGCCGUUUCUGACCUCUUCACCAGCUUCUCUGGCUUUUGGAUUUCCACGCUGUUCAUCACCAACCCCGACAUCACCAUCUUUGGGUCCGAGGACAUGCUCGCCCCUUACGCCUUGUACACCACGUCCAUUUUAUCCACCAUCUACAACCUGGUGAGCAUCGGGGUCGAGCGGUACCUGGCUGUGGCCAAGAGCAUGAGGACGAGAUUCAGGGUUGCCAGAAACCACUCCAUAGGCGUGGUUUUCACCAACUGGGUCCUUGCUUUCUUCCUGGGCUGCUUGCCACUGAUGGGGUGGAACUGCCUGCACAGGGAAGAGAGCGUCUCGGUCCUCUACAGCCCGUUCUGCGUCAACUACCUCUUCUUCAUCGCCGUCCCCAACUUCGUGGUGGCCUUCAUCAUACCCCUGUUCACCUACCUCAGGAUCAUCAUCAUCCUGAGGAGGAGGAAGCUGAGGAUGAAGGCGUGUGGGCAAGCCACCGGCACCUACAAAUCGGCUGAGACCCAGGUGGCCAGGACCAGCAUCUUCAUCUGGCUGCUGGCGCUGAUCUCCUACGCCCCGUUCUUCGCCGGGGUCAUUUUCGACGCCACCAACCACCGGUGCCACGUCGACCUCUACCCGGGCGUCUACAUCUUCAGGAACUGCACGGCCAUGCUGAUCACCAUCAACUGCCUGGGCAACCCCCUCAUCUACACCCUCAAGCUCAAAACCCUGGGGGCCAAGCUCAAGGCUCUCAAGUGCCUCUCCACCAACCGCGUCCGAGCCUGUGCCAUCGAGCACAUCUAGGCAGGGCUGCCCCUGCUGCGGCACCCACGGUGUGCCAGACCUGCCCAGCGGAGCCGGGGAGAGCUCUGCCAUCACUCCACAUCCAGGGGGAUUCAAAAAACGCGUGGAUGUGGCACUUGGGGGGCACGGUUUAGUGGUGGGAUGAUGGUUGGGCUUGGUCUUUAGAGGUCUUUUCCGACUUUGAUUCCUGUGAUUCCAUUCCUGAGGCCCGGGUGCUUCAGCACCCAGCAAGGGGGAGGUGUUGGGGUGCAGAAACCAGCACGGGCAGCCCUGAACAGGGGGCUGGGCUCUGUGUCUCCCCUCAGCAGCGAGGAGCUGUGCUGCCUGGCUCUCCCUGGAGAAGAGGCUCAGUGUGUGCCCCUGGUCUGUGUUGCCUCCAGCUGGGAGCAGGGGAGCUGUUUUCCUCGGGGAUAAAAAUAACUCCAUUAGCCCUGUUUACUUUGUGCUGCUGCUGCGCUCGCUUCGCUGCCCAGGCUCCCGUCCCUGUUGUGUGGUUUGUAUGGCUUUGAAGGCAGUUAAACGGCUGGAAAAUUCUCAGCAGUCUGGGGGAAAUUGUCAUUUUACUUUCUCAUUUACACUCAGUCAAAUUGUCUCUUUGACUGUUGGAUGAAUCUUUAUUAACAGGGCACUCAGCCCUGUUUUCCUGGGGUAAUUUUUAACGGCAGUGUGUAGCUGGAUUACAUGUUUUUGUGAGACAUUUGUGGCUACAUCUUUCAUAUUUCUGCUUAUAGAGGCACACUCGAGUCCAUGGCUUGUGAAAUUUGGGCUGUUCCAGGUGACAACCUUGGCUGGAUCCUUCAGGAUUAGAACUGAAGUCGAGUUGCCUGUACAAAACAAAAUAAAAACGUCAAGACCA